Malassezia restricta is the source of this 4629-nucleotide messenger RNA. RefSeq names its product transporter. Gene Ontology annotation, molecular function: ABC-type transporter activity; ATP binding; ATP hydrolysis activity. NCBI's taxonomy places the organism in Eukaryota, Fungi, Basidiomycota, Malasseziomycetes, Malasseziales, Malasseziaceae. Gene Ontology annotation, biological process: transmembrane transport. The transcript has a single exon. The record is from RefSeq and is a predicted model, not a curated record. Gene Ontology annotation, cellular component: membrane. The coding region runs from base 1 to 4629 and encodes 1542 amino acids.
AUGGUACCGGCGGGAGAUAUAUGGACGCCAUCGUCCAUCAUUGACUCCGUCGAGCUAUGGGUAUUUUGGAUCUCUGUGAUAUUUUUUGGAUCCUAUGCGCAUCAGCUACGUCGUGUCGAUUCGCAUCCUCUGCGCCGCUCCACUAUGGGACGAUGGCUAUCGCUACAUACGCUUAGUAUGCCGCGGGUGCCUAAGGGCAUCACCAUGAUCGAUUUGCGCAUCGUCAAUGAGCAAGCCUUCUGGCGCCGCGUCUACGUUGUCCAGUGGGUCUUUAUUAUUCUUGGAGCCCUCGGCGUCUGGGUCACGGCAUGGACGUGCCCGAACAAUUCUACCCUCUUCCUCCCAUUCCUGUUGCAGGUUAUCUGGGUGUACAGUGCAUAUAAUCCUGGGUCGAUUUCCCUCGAUGUGCGCUGGCGUACUAUCUAUUCUGUAUUCUUCAUCACACUUUUCUUUGUGGUGUGUGAACUGUUUCGGGGCGCGUUUGGCUACCAUUUGACCACCGGCCACUGGAUCAACAUUGCACUUCUCACUACGAUUUGUGGCUUGGCAGGUACGGCACCUGGCAUGCCGCAUUACGAGGUGUUUGGAGGAAAGGUGGUCGAAAUCGCCAAUCGCGAGCAAGAACAAGACGAGCGUGAUGAAGAAGCGUUAUCCACCAAUGUUAUGCAAGUUGCGCCAUGCGAGGCGAUGAACAACUCCAUGAUUGGCGUGUUGUUCUUCACUCAUGUAUUCACUCUCAUUAAGACCGUGUGGCGCUACGGCAAAUUGGGCUCCCUUGAUGUGCCUGUUUUGGGCCCAGAGCUGCAUGCUGAAACCCUGGCCAUGAAUAUGCAGCAACAUUUGCAACUGGAGCAGCCCAAAGUAUGCUCAAGCCACAGUGGGUAUCAAGACGAGCUUGGAGAAGACGAAGAGUCGAAUGAGUGCACACCCCUUCUUCGCGACUCGUCGCAUUCGUCUGAGUCGACCAUCGUGUCUCCCCAUGCUCGACGCUUGAUUUUCUCUUUUGUGCGUGCUAAUGCAUUCCAAUUUUUGAUCUUGUUUAUCCUCACGGCUGUGAGCGUCGUAACGUACUAUGCGCCUGCCUUCUUCGCAAAUCGCAUUUUCCGGGUGCUUGAGUCAGAUAUCGCCUCGACAGAGACGCCAGCGCAGACAUUGAAACGUGCCUUACCGUGGGUAUUGGGCCUAUUCAUCACGAUCAUUACGAGCAGUACGCUUCAGGGCACUUUGUGGAGUCUUAUGGAAGGUUCAUUGACCGUUCGACUGACCACGCAGCUUUCCAUGCUGCUGUUCAACAAGACCAUGAAUUUGGCUCCUGCCGGUCAUUCGAGCAGCACUGGCCAGGUUUUCACACUACAGCUUAUGGACGUCGACCGUAUCGUAAGCGCCACAUUUCACUUAUGUGCGUUGCUCACUUCGCCCCUUGAGCUGAUCCUGGGUGGCUACUUUCUGUACCGCGUAUUGGGCAUCAGUGCCCUUAUUGGUCUCAGCACGUCCAUCUUCAUCAUACCUCUUGUCGUACUGCUUUGCCGUGCUUUGCGCACAUCGAACGCGCGCCUGAUGGAUGCUCGAGAUAAGCGUAUGAGCUUGCUGAGCGAGUGUUUCUUGGGCAUCCGUAUGAUCAAAGCACAAGCAUGGGAAAGUGUUUUUGAUGAGCGUGUUGGUAAAACACGCAAAGAUGAGCUGCAUGCACAAAAAACUACAUUUGUGUUCGAAACGCUCAUGUCCAGCAUUCUUGAAGUUAACCCAUUGCUUCUCACCUUUGUCGCAUUAACAUGCUAUACUCAAGUAUUUCAUCAAGUGCUUUUGCCAUCUGUGGCCUUUACAGCUUUGGCCCUAUUUACUGAGCUGCGUUGGGUGUUUCUGCUCCUACCGCGAGCCGCUAUUAGUUUGCUUCAAACAUUUGUAUCGGCAGACCGCAUCGCUACUUAUUUGUUGAAUCCUGAAGUCGCUCCUUCACCUAUCUCUUGCAUUCUGGUCAAGCCCGAAGCUUGUACAUUGCGUUUGGUGAAUGCGACGUUGACGUGGCCGACAAAGGACAAAGCCCCGUUCACACUGCGCGAUGUGAAUGCUACAUUUUCUCCUGGCAUAACGCUUGUAUGUGGCCGUGUGGGAGCUGGCAAGAGUCUUUUGCUCCAUGGACUGCUGCAAGAAGCACGUAUCCUCGCUGGAUAUGUGGACUGUCCACGCUCUCCACGCUCGGGUGUACCAUAUGAUGCCCAAUCGAAAACUGCCGCCCUGCAAACGCUCAACACACCCCAAUGGCUCCGUUCAGAUCUGGUCGCGUAUGCUCCGCAAGUGCCAUUCCUCCUUCAUACCACCAUUCGAGAGAAUAUCCUCUUCGGUCUGCCUAUGGGUGACGGUAAACGCUAUCAAGCGACAUUGGAAGUUUGUGGUCUUGGCCCUGAUCUUCAAGAUUUGAAGCAUGGCGACUUGACUGAUGUUGGUGAAAAUGGUACAGAGCUUUCUGGUGGACAAAAAGCGCGUAUCGGCCUAGCACGCGCUGUGUAUUCCCGCGCCCGCGUUCUGCUUUUGGACGAUGUCUUUGCCGCUGUGGAUGCCCGUACAUGUCAGCACAUCAUAACUCGUUUGCUGCGGUCGGGUUCGUUCCUUGAUGGACGUACUGUCGUGCUUGUAUCUCACAAUGUGCAGCAGGUAUGCCAGGCAGUGGAUUGCGUCGUGUAUCUUGACAAUGGGGGUGUCUCUUUCUAUGGAAAGCCCCAAGACUUUUUGGAGUCAGACCACUUUGCUGGAUGGCAGCAAGAUCGGGAAGAAGAUACACACGAGGAGACGCCUCCUCCCCCGCAUCUGGCGACCCAAGGCACAAAGCGCACUGCCGAGCACCGUGAAAAGGGUGGUAUUUCUGGGCGUGUAUGGCUUGCAUAUAUUCACGCCUGUAGUGGCUGGUCGUUAAGUUUGCUCACCAUGUUGCUGUUUGCGCUGACAAACUUGUGGGACCUUGUGACCAACAUGUGGUUACGUGAUUGGAGCGCUUCAGAAGGCCGCACGCAUACGAAUGCAUGGUGGCUAAGUCGCUACGGCGGCUUGCUAGCGAUAGGCAUCUUUUUCGGUGUCCUUCGCUGGAUUGGUAUAUAUACCAUGUCGCUGCGUGCCUCGCGAAAAUUGUUUGAUCAAAUGAUAUGGCGCACACUGCAUGCACCCUUGCACUUCUUCGAUAUUAUGACGCGUGGCCGCUUGCUGAAUCGCUUUGGACAAGAUUUAGAGGUGCUUGAUACUAAGUUUGCAACAGCGAUUUCAGAAGUCGCCAUCCGUGUUACCAAGCUCCUUGCAACAGCCAUCGCCCUGUAUAUGGUAGGUGGCACAGGCUUUGUGUUGGCAUUACUGGCCCUUUUGCCCGUGUAUGCGGGUAUGGCGCAUGUCUAUAUGAUCAUGGCUCGCGACUUACAGCGACUGAACGCGACAUCUCGAUCACUCGUCAUGGCGACGUUGACCCAUGUGGUGCAUGGUGUACAUGUGAUUCGAGCAUUUGGUGCUCAAGACCACUUUGAGAUCGAGAUGAUGGGCACGCUCGAUAAUUACAAUCGUUUUGUUUGGUGGGCCGCACAGGGUGGCCGCUGGAUCAGCCAAAUGUUUAAUUUGACGAGUUCAUUUCUUGUUCUCAUAUCAUGUUUUAUUGUACUGCUUCAACCGAACACAGAACCAGCCAGCAUCGAGUUCUCGCUCACAUUCCUGAUCGACCUAAAUUUCGUGCUGCUCAUCCUUAUGCGCAUGUACACUCAAUUGCAAGUCAGUGCUGUCGCUGUAGAGCGCGUCUUUGAGUUUACGGAUUCUAUUGAGCAGGAAGCGUCGGCCACGACCGAAACACGACCUCCUAAUGACUGGCCCCAAAAGGGCCACAUCGUUGUGCAAGAUCUUGUGCUUCGCUACUCACCGGAUGCACCUGAUGUGCUGAAGGAGAUCUCCUUCGACGUGCCGCCUGGAGCCAAGAUCGCGAUUGUCGGUCCAACUGGCAGUGGUAAGUCGUCACUGUUUCAAGCACUCCAACGCCUGGUUGAACCAAGGUCCGGACGCAUUAUUAUCGAUGGCCAGGACCUAUCAAAGGUUGAUUUGCACGACUUGCGCUCUCGACUGUACUUUGUACCUCAGGACCCCGUUAUUCUGUCGGGCACACUGCGUUCCGUCUUAGAUGUCAUGAAUGAGUUCACGGAUGAGGAAAUAUACGCGUCAUUGCGUGCCGUGCGACUUGUGGCAGAUGACCGCACGUCAUUUACGAACUUGGACAUGCCCAUCGGUGAAAAUGGCAAUAAUUUGAGCCUCGGUGAACGACAAUUGCUUUGCGUGGCCCGUGCUCUGCUGCACAAGUCGCGCGUCGUCCUCUUUGACGAGGCCUCUAGCAGCAUCGACCACACAACCGACUCGCUGCUCACACAAUGCAUCCACGACGUGUUUAAAGACAGCACUGUCCUUACCAUUGCACAUCGCCUACGAACCGUCAUUGGCUACGACCGCAUCUUGUUCUUGCAUCAGGGCCGAAUUGUUGAGACAGGUACGCCAGCCGCCCUGCUCUCCGAUACGACAUCUCACUUUUACCGUCUGUGCAAGAAGACGGGCUCAUCCGAGCUUCAACAUUUGAUCAAAGAAGCCCAGCAAACGGCACAGCGCCAUGAUUAG